Molecule: messenger RNA, 2006 nt
Organism: Tetranychus urticae (two-spotted spider mite)
Lineage: Eukaryota; Metazoa; Arthropoda; Arachnida; Trombidiformes; Tetranychidae
Product: tubulin alpha chain
Biological process (GO): microtubule-based process
Cellular component (GO): microtubule
Molecular function (GO): structural constituent of cytoskeleton; GTP binding
Source: RefSeq, a predicted model, not a curated record
CUGGUUUCGAGUAAGUCCGUUAAUAUUAUAAUCUGUCUUACACUAUAAGUGAGGUGUUGUUUUGUGUCUGUGUCUUUGAUACUUUGGGCUUUGCUCUUUCUCUUUAUCUCUCUCAGUCGUCGCUCUCCCUCUCAUCUUCAUCUUCAUUAUUCUCAUUCAAUUUAUCUUCUCUUUCUUUCUCUCUGUCUAUCUUAUAUAAAAAAAGAAGGGUUCGCUUCCAUUUUCUUUGCUUUCAACCACACCCUAUAUGUCAUCCAUUUUUUGCUAGUUAGUUAUUCAAUCGCUUACUGCAAAUUUUUAUUUUACCUGUGUCUGUCUUGGUGUCUUCUUAUAUUAUUUUUAUCUCUCCUCUUUUAACUUUGUUAUUUAACCGUUAAUUUUUGAGAAAGUUAUCUUAAUUCCUUAACUAUCAAAAUGCGUGAAUGUAUCUCAAUCCAUGUUGGUCAAGCUGGUGUCCAAAUGGGCAAUGCUUGCUGGGAAUUAUACUGUCUCGAACACGGUAUUCAACCUGAUGGUCAAAUGCCUAGUGAUAAGACCAUUGGAGGUGGUGAUGAUUCGUUUAACACCUUCUUCUCUGAGACUGGCUCUGGUAAACAUGUACCCCGGGCUGUAUACGUGGACUUAGAACCAACUGUAGUUGAUGAGGUUAGAACUGGUACCUACCGGCAAUUAUUCCAUCCGGAACAAUUGAUUACUGGUAAAGAAGAUGCUGCCAAUAACUAUGCUCGUGGCCACUAUACAAUUGGCAAAGAAAUUGUCGACUUGGUUCUUGACCGUAUCAGGAAACUUUCAGAUCAAUGUACCGGUCUUCAAGGUUUCUUGAUUUUCCAUAGUUUUGGAGGUGGAACUGGAUCUGGUUUUACUUCACUUCUUAUGGAACGUUUAUCCGUUGAUUAUGGGAAAAAAUCUAAAUUGGAAUUCGCUAUUUACCCCGCCCCCCAAGUGUCUACUGCUGUCGUUGAACCUUAUAAUAGCAUUUUAACUACUCACACAACUCUUGAGCACUCUGAUUGUGCUUUCAUGGUAGAUAACGAGGCUAUCUAUGAUAUCUGCCGGCGAAAUCUUGAUAUUGAGCGGCCAACUUAUACUAAUCUCAACCGCCUUAUUGGCCAAAUUGUUUCAUCAAUCACAGCAUCCCUCCGAUUCGAUGGCGCAUUGAAUGUUGAUCUGACUGAAUUUCAGACUAAUCUUGUCCCCUACCCUCGUAUUCAUUUCCCCUUAGUUACUUAUGCUCCUGUUAUCUCUGCUGAAAAAGCUUACCAUGAGCAGUUAACUGUUUCUGAAAUAACAAAUGCUUGCUUCGAACCAGCUAAUCAAAUGGUUAAAUGUGACCCUCGACAUGGAAAAUAUAUGGCUUGUUGUCUUCUCUACCGAGGAGAUGUUGUUCCUAAAGAUGUUAAUGCUGCCAUUGCUGCUAUUAAGACAAAGAGGAGUAUCCAAUUCGUUGACUGGUGCCCAACAGGUUUUAAGGUUGGAAUAAACUAUCAACCUCCAACUGUUGUUCCUGGAGGAGAUUUAGCCAAAGUUCAACGAGCAGUAUGUAUGCUUUCCAAUACCACAGCUAUUGCUGAAGCUUGGGCUCGACUUGAUCACAAGUUUGACUUGAUGUACGCAAAGAGAGCUUUCGUUCACUGGUACGUCGGUGAAGGUAUGGAGGAAGGAGAAUUCUCUGAAGCUCGAGAAGAUCUUGCCGCUCUUGAAAAAGAUUACGAAGAAGUGGGCCUCGACUCUAACGAAGCCGGUGACGAUGAGGGUGGCGACGAAUACUAAUUGAAAAUUCAUCGUCAAAAACAAAAAAAAAUUCACCAAUUCAUCCAAUAACAUAAAAGCAGAAACAAAAACUUAACACCAUUGUUAUUAAAAGCCAUCCCUCAGCACAUACAUAUACAGUAUAAAAAGACAUUGAAGACACCUUCAGCGUGGGCCAUUUGGUUUUAAAUGAAAUGAUUUGUAUUCUCCAAAUAAGGGGAUUAAAUUACUAAAUAAAUUGUAAACUUAGAUUGAAA